GUGGUCCCCAGUGUGAGACUGACUUGAUCAAUGAAUGUACACCCGGCACGUGUAGUUCUCAAGGAAUGUGUCAAGACGGGGCAGAGAAAGAACCAGUUUGUCUGUGUCCCAUAGUUGGGGAAUACUCGAAACCAAAGUGUGAUGUGGUACAGAAUUUGUGUAAUCCAGAUCCAUGUCAGAAUGGGGCUGAAUGUAAAUCCUGGGGUGCCGUCAGAAGACAGUGUAUCUGUAGGCCUGGCUACACUGGCGCCAACUGUUCUGUUAACAUAAACGAAUGUGGAUCAAAUAGAGAUAGUUGUCUAUACAAUGGAGAAUGUGAGGAUGGAGUUGACUCCUACACUUGUAAGUGUGUGUCAGGCUUCAGUGGAAAACAUUGCCAGACCACCAGUGAUCUCUGUAAUAGAACACCAUGCUCAAAUGGAGGCUGUGUUAACAACUAUGCUAAUGCUACAUACAAAUGUUUCUGUGAAUACCCAUACCAAUUAGGAAGCAAUGAUCAGUGUGAGAUGAUGAAUUUAUGCAACACUACCAACUGUAACAAUGGAACAUGUCUGAAUGGGAAGUGUAGUUGUGUGGAUGGAUAUGAAGGGUCACUCUGUCAACACAGUGUGGAUGAGUGCAAGACCAGCCCUUGUAAAAAUGGAGGGACAUGUGUGGAUGGACAUAAAGACUACAGUUGUGAAUGUCUCUCCGGAUUCACCGGAAACGUUUGUGAAGUGAAUCUAAAUGAUUGUCCAGGAUCAUGUAAUUUGACAUUUACUUAUCUCACUAUUGAUAAAAUUGCUGAAUGUGAAUGCAUUUGUUUGGAUGGAUAUACAGGCAUUGACUGCACGGAAGAGAUUGAUGAAUGUGCUAGUUUUCCUUGUAAGCAUGGAGCCACCUGUGCAGACCGUGUCAAUGACUAUUACUGUAACUGUACAGAGGGAUGGACAGGCAAGAACUGUGACCAGCAAAUCGACUAUUGUACAACCACCUCUAACAAGUGUCAGAGUGGGAAAUGUUUCAACUUGAUUGAUGACAAAUACUGCAGAUGCAGUGCUGGUACAAGAGAUAAUACAUGUGAAGAUAUACCAGAUGUGUGCGAUGUUGUCAACCCAUGUACAGCAAUGGGUUUAUGUAAAAUUUUAAAUGGAACAGCGGAAUGUUCUUGCGAGAGUACCUACACUGGAAACUCUUGUCAGUUAUUGAAAGACUUCUGCACUGAAUCUACCACAUGUUUAUAUAUGAGCAUGCCUGGUACUGGAGGGACGUGUACUAAUCUGGAGAGUGGAGGGUACAACUGCCAGUGUCAGACAGGUUAUUCAGGAGCCACAUGCCAAACUAAGACAACCCUUUGUUCAACCCUGAAUUGUGAAAGUGCUCAGUGCCAUGAGGAGAUUGGUUGUUACUGUCCAGAAGGGAAAAUCCUGACUGACAACAAAGCAUGCAAACAGCCUUCCAAUGACUUUGAUAUGUUGUUUGACCCUCAGAUAGGCGAUGAGGGAGCCUAUACCACCGCUGUUCUGAAUGAUCCUGAUAACAGUGAUUUGUCAUUCAUGUUAUGGGUCAGGUUUAAUAAGGAUCAAAAGGAUAUUGAUAACACUGUGAUCUUGAAGUUGGGAAAUUUUGCAGAAGUAAAAAAUGACUCAAUCACGGUGGGGAAUACAACAAACAACUUUGUGGUAGAUUUUACAAUCUUUGGAAAACCAAUUGAAAUGGAUAAUGGCAAGUGGCAUGUUAUUGUAUGUUCUUGGAAACGAAAUGGAGAAUCAUUAGUUGCUGUAGAUGGUGUCAAAGUCUUUGAAGACCUGUCUCUUCCAGGAAUAUUGCCCAAAGUGUUCAAAGUUGAAAUUGGAAAGAAAUUUGGAGGCCGUAUCUCACAAGUAAAAAUAUGGGCAAAUAGUUUAACAAUUAGUGAUGUUUACAAGCUUGAUGAGAACAAGGAUUAUAAUCCAUCUGGAUCAACUGUUGUUCACGGUUGGUAUAACUAUAGGAUGAACAAAGGAGUUGUUAAAAAGAGUCCUACACAGAUUGAGAAGGGGGAGGUGUGUGAUGUCCCUGCCUGUUCAUCAUCAGAUAAGAUUAAACCAAAAAUCAAGGAUUGUGCAGAUGAUGUCUCAAAACACUCUGCUGACAGAAUCUUCUCAUAUUCACUUCCAAAAUUUAUUAACAUGUUCGAAGAUUUCAAUGAAAGUUUGUCUUUGUCUUCGCAUUCUGGAGGGAAUACCUUCACAAGGGGUGAUUACAGUUUGCUGUUCAUGGCCUCUGAUGAUAAUGGAAAUACAGCUAUGUGUCACAGCAAGUUGUAUGUUAGAUAUAAUCAUGAAUGCCCUGCUCCAAGAACCUUUUCACGAAAGGAUUACUGCUCUGUUUCGAGCAAAGAUAUUUGUAAACUGGAAUGUCCUAGUAAUCAAGAGUUAUCUCUACCUGCUCCCAAAUAUAUACCCUGUUCAGAGCUUGGUGUGUACAAUCCACUAAAACCUCAAGAGAAAAUUGUGUUUCCUUCUUGUGGAGAUAUCAUGUCAACAACAAUUCAGAUAGAUGUGUCAAUGGUGUUUUCCUUACAAGUUACCUGUAGUGAAAUUUAUGAAACAGCAAUGGAAACCAAGCUUAUGGCAGAUUUUAUGAAUAAGAUCUACCAAACUUGGAAUGCAUUAUGUUCUUCAAAUGACUGUUCUGGUGUUUCAAUCAAACCUUCUUGUGUACCUGGUAGUAAACAAAUGAUAGUGGCAAUACAAAUAAAAAGUCUGAGUAACGAGAUCACAAGGAGAUCUGGUGGAUUUGAAAAGUAUACACCUAAAGAGGUCCUAAGAGUUUUGAUAUUUGAAGAGGAUGCAUUUGAUGCUGAGGACAUUGGUGGAGCAAAGGUACUGAAUGAUCAAGUAGUCAUAACUGACACAGUCUCCUGUCCUGCUGGUUACAUGGUUAUUGGAGAGAACUGUGUUGCAUGUGGCAUGGGAACCUUUUACAAUAGUACCAGUCAGAACUGUGAAUUCUGUGCUGUCGGAACUUAUGGAAGUUCAACUGGAUUAAAAGAAUGCAAUAGUUGUGGUUCUGGUAAAACUACACUUGGAGUCGGUUAUACAUCUAAUAUUGAUUGUGUUGUUGGUUGCCCUGUUGGGGAGUUUUGGGAUGGUUCAAAAUGUUCUCUCUGUUCCAAGCACUAUUAUCAGAACAUGACCGGCAAAGAUUACUGCUUUCCUUGUCCACUUGGUAGAAAAACGAGUGGUAUGGGCUCCAACAGCUUUUCACAAUGUUUUGACGAUUGUCCCGAAGGAACAGAGCUAAAACCGGACGGAAAAUGUGUUGAAUGUCCUCGUAGAUAUUAUCGCAGCUUUUUGGAGGAUGUCUGCAUGGAAUGCCCGGCAGGAAACACAACAGCAGGGAAUGGUAGCACCAGUAAAGACAGCUGUGACAUGACUAUAUGUUAUAAUGGAACAUAUCGCAACAAAACAGCAAAUGUCUGUGAGCCAUGUCCAAUCGGAGAAUAUCAACCAAACGAUCUGCAAGAGGAGUGCAUAAAAUGUCCAGAAAACUAUUCUACAAAAGCAGCUGGAAAGAACAGCAGAACAGAUUGUAAAUUUUCAAAUGACACGUCCUACAAUGAGUCAGACAAAGUUUCUCCGCAUUAUUACAUCGGAGUUGGAGGCGCUAUCUUGGUUCUCGUUGCUCUCUCGGUUAUAUUUGGCCGGAUGUUCUGUAGACAUAGAGCAAAUAAACCCCAAAGUUUCUACCUCGACAACCUCACAACUGGGGAUAGGCCAGAGGACACCUAUACCGGACUGUCGAAUUCUGAAGAGUACACAACAAUAAACGAAAUGAACGAAUUGAGUGAGGAUAUGAAUAUGAGGACAUUAAGGGUGUCCACAGCAUCCACUGAUACUUAUCUGACACCGACUGGUCCUCCCAAUUAGGAUAUAAUCGUUCAAGUCUAGGAUCUGUAUCUGAAUGCGAAUCAAAAGAUUAAUAUUAUUCAGGACUUCAUCUUUGUUCUCGUUUUGACCUUAAUAAUUUAACGGAAUAUAUAAAAUAAACAUGUUUAUUGAAAAUUUGGUUAUAGUGAAAAAAGACUCAUUAUAUUGGUUUUGAAAUGAGCAAUUAUUUUAAAAUUGUUUUGUGUUUCUAUAGAAUAAUGUUUUAUGAUGAACAUUGUAUAGAGGGAUUGAACUCCUAACAUUAAAUAAUUUAACAUUUUUUUUUAACUCAGAUGUCAAAUUCUACAGUAUCAUCGAGUCGAUUUUAACUCAUAUGACGAAGAGACACAAUAUUCAUGUACUAUAUGUACAAUACAUUACACGCUACAAUACA
Molecule: messenger RNA, 4287 nt
Organism: Magallana angulata
Lineage: Eukaryota; Metazoa; Mollusca; Bivalvia; Ostreida; Ostreidae
Exons: 24
Coding region: 66-3893 (1275 amino acids)
Molecular function (GO): calcium ion binding
Source: RefSeq, a predicted model, not a curated record